Porites evermanni is the source of this 1395-nucleotide messenger RNA. NCBI's taxonomy places the organism in Eukaryota, Metazoa, Cnidaria, Anthozoa, Scleractinia, Poritidae. The record is from the annotation of a GenBank genome assembly.
AUGAUGUCAAGCAAGCCACCGAAUCGCAAACAGUCUUACGAGGAGCGUGCUAGCCCUUAUGCCGAAAUCACGAGAAUCAGUAGCGAUCAAGAGAGCAGAGGAUGGCAGAACGAUAUGUUGCAAGCUUUACAGCGGAACGCUACUCCCGAGCCAAUUCGCUUAGCAUGUAUGACUAACUUGCCUUCGAGGCCCUCCUUUUUUCAGGAAGAGUUCCAUGGCCGAAUUCCACGGGAGAAAGCAGAGGAACUACUCUCUGCAAAUGGCCCAGUCAACGGGCGAUACUUAGUCCGCGAAAGUAAUAGUUCUCCAGGUGAUUAUAGCCUGUCAUUAAGUUACGAUGGCCGUAUUUUACAUUACAGAUUAAAAUAUGAAAAUGAAAGAUACUUCACCGAUGAGAAGGAAUCCAAAUAUUACACGUCGAUCACCGAUCUUGUUGUAGAUGUGCUGAGCAUGUAUCGUUUGGUACAUAAUGUUGGUGGACGUGUACCGAAAGAAGAGAAGAAAAAACCAAAUUCCUUUCCCCACUUAUUUAAGCCCCAUAGCUACAAACAUUUCAAAUGGUGUGCUUUUUGUGGGGGAUUCUUAUGGGGACUUAGAGAUCAAGGAAUGAAGUGUGAGGGAUGUGGCCUCGAUGUUCAUGGACGCUGCAUGAAGCAUGUGGGUGAAGAGUGUACUAAAAAGUUGCCUGUGAAAGAAAAGAAAGAGCCGCGUAGAAAAUUUGUUCCCAUUAGCUCAAGAACAAAGAGUGUUUCCAACGAAAUAUUCAAGCCUACAUGUGAGUAUCAAGAGAGCUGUAUUCGUUUCCUUACUCAUUUGAAUAUUCCUUCACAAUAUUUUACGGUUGAUGCUCUGAAUCCGUGUUAUUGUGAAGAGUGUUGUGUUGAUGUUGACACCCCACUGUGUAAAACGGGUGAUCCACCUCAAAUGUACUCCUUGCCAACUGGAUGGUGUCGCUUUCAGCUUGCACCUGUCUGUAGUGAGGCUGAAAGUGAUAUCAUAUCAUCAACUUGGAACUUGGCAUUUUUGUCACUGGACCCAGAGGAAGUAACAGAAAUUUUACGGUCAAAGUUUACGGAAAAUCGGUCAAAUGAUUCAGGUCAAGAAGGAUCCAAACCUCUCAUCAAGUUGACUCCUUCCAUUAUCUGUGCAGAUUUGGAUGCUCGUAAGCUAAGGUAUGCUGAUAGUGACAGUGGGGAGAGCAAAGCUGGCCAAGUUGUACUACAGGCUUACAUUGAGCCUUAUUCCUACCAAAUGAUGCGCAGACCAGGAUCAACAGAAGAAAUUGAUCCUUAUUUUAAGAUGGACUCUAUUUACUGGGUGACAAGGCAAGCUCUAUCUAUAAUACCAUUUGCAGUGCUUGUAAAAACGAUGGAUGCAACUUACCUUAAAUUAUAG